This is a messenger RNA of Galleria mellonella (greater wax moth), 2573 nucleotides long. Its product is annotated as ras association domain-containing protein 10. Bases 464 to 1732 code for a protein of 422 amino acids. Gene Ontology annotation, biological process: signal transduction. The transcript has 8 exons. The record is from RefSeq and is a predicted model, not a curated record. Lineage: Eukaryota; Metazoa; Arthropoda; Insecta; Lepidoptera; Pyralidae.
CCAGUCUCUAACAUACCUGCGCGGGAGUCGGUCGCGCGGUCGCCGCUCGUCGAAAAAGACGCGAAAAAAGUUUUUUUUUCCACGGAUCCCGAUAAUGUGUUAGUUACGCACUUUUUUCAUUUGUAGUGUGAAGUGUUUGGUAACUGUGUAAAGAGUGAUUUCCUAUAUUUUUUUUUCUGUGUACAUAGGACGUUUGUCCAGUAGUUUAGAAAGAUUUUCGUGUUUACGCUAAACAGUGGUUUUUCGUGUUGGAGAUUACGCUCUUUUUUUUUCCUACAACGAGAAUUUUUUUCCGUAUUACAAUUUUCGGUAAAUGUUUGCAUUGUUCGAAUACAUUGUGAGAAUGUGAUUAAUUUGAUUAUUCCGGAGAGAAUAAUCGAAAAAUUUCAUGAUAUCAUGAGCUGAAGGCUAAAGAGCAACACAAAUCCAUGACGACUGCACACGCAUGAGGUGACGGAACGUAAUGGAGGCUUCAUCGUCAGACUACAGCGACGAAGAAGUGGGUGUGCUGGCGAGGGGCCAAAGGCUCUGGAUUAGGGGUGUGCGUUCACACACCACUUGCGCGGACAUUGUCAGAGCGCUGCAAGAUGCACCCGAAGGUGGCGCUGGCCUCACCGAUCACGGCGAGUGGGUGCUGGCAGAAAGAUGGCGGGGAGUGGAAAGACCAUUGCCACCUGAUGUACCUGUUUUACACGUGUUGGCAGCUUGGGGAGACGCCAGGCAUGAGGUACGGCUAUCUCUCCGACGUGUAUCCAGUGGGGGGGAAGAUGACUCAGGCCGUGACAGUGAUGGGGGCAGUCGGGCGGGGAGGAGACGUCGCCGGCGAGGGGUGCGAGCUGCCACCCCUCCGCCCCGAGCGAGAAGCGAGGACCCGGCGGCUAGGCUCGUGUCGGUCAUACAGCAUCAGAGCAAAACUAUACACCAACAACUCGAUAAAUUAAGGGAACAAGAGAAACUAAUAGAUCAACUAGAAGACCAAACUCACAAGAGCAGAAUGGAGAAACACGGCACCAAUUAUCUACUAGAAUCUUAUCUUCGAGAUCUCGGCAGAUGCAGCGAAGUUAACGACAGCCAAGCCGGGAACAGCGACAGUGGAGUAGGAGUAGGGAGUGGGACACCGCCCAGAAGACAUACAAAACACAAAUCCAGAAGAGAACGACUCCUGAUGAGAGAACACUACUUCACAAAAGAAUUAACUGACAUAUGUCAAGUGAACUCCGAAAGAUUAAUGCAGACGACUAACGACACAGAUUCUGACGCGUCGCUAGACGAACUAACACGAAUAAGAGAAGAAAUAGAGUUACUGGAGAAGUUAGCUAUUAUAAAUAAAAGAUUGCAUCGUGAGGAAGAAUUAGUAGUGCGUUUAACGGCAAAAGUUAAACGGUAUAUGGACGAGAAUAAGGCAAACAGUUGUGAGAACGCGACGCAGGUGUCAAUGUUGAUUGAUAAGAUCGAAGAGGAAUUAGCGCUAAGUGCAAAAGAGAUGCAAGAAAAUACCACGGAAUUGGAAAGAGCAGAUAGGGAGAUAGAGAGUAGAUUGAAGUUGCUGGACGAACUGACGCUGGAACUGGAAGAAGAGGAAUUGCAGAAUACUGUUUUAGAGCGACAAUUAAACGAGGCUUCCAGUCGACAGCCUAUUCUUAUACAAGAAAGCUAUGUACCUGUAUUAGACCAAGCCGCUGUCAACCAGGCGUACGGUUGUGGUGGCUACGUUCUAGAUACUCUCGUAUGACAUAAGAUUAAAACCCAAUUCGUUCCAAAGAUCAGUUAAAUUACCACUUUAGUUAGUGUCCCUUGGUGAGUGAUCGAGUGAUCCAAUUCCAAAAUGGUCCCAAACAUUCAUAUUUAUAGUUUGUACUCUAUAAUAAUAUUUAGACAAUAAUUUUGGUGCUAAGAUAACUUGUUUAUUCAGAUCUUGUUAUUGGCGUGAAAACGCAUGUAUUGAUGUGAAAGGUCAGAACUUAGUUCGGUUGAAUAUACUGUUAUAAAGUAAUUUUUCCAUCUUCUCAUUGAUCUUGGUAGUUUUUUUACAGUUAUCCUACAGUAUAGGAUCAAGAAGUAUAGGAUCAUAUAUCAAAAUUGAUCGUAUAUUUCGUAUAUCGUUAAUUGUGUCAAUUUAAGGUUAUUAUUCCCUUUUACGAGUGUUCUUAGAGUCUUAAAUCGACAGCAGUACAGAUCAUUCCUUAAAUUCAUUGUCAUUUUUCGAACCAUGUGUCGUCGUAAAAAAUUUUGGUUUUACUGGUAGACAUAAUUCAGGAGAGCCCAAGAUUGUCUAGUGCACACCACAGUAUGUGAGCUUAGCUUUCAGCAAUGGGCAAAGAUAUCUCAAUCAUGGACAAAGAAAACAAUUUUAGAAACGUCGAUACUGAUAGUAUUUUUUAUUACAACAUAACUAAGUUCUGAUUCCUUAUAUUAAGUUUUAUAGUAAAUAAUGUAAAAAUAUAUUAGUUUACAAUGCCAAAAAUAUAUACAAAACCACCAAUCGCAGUAUGUAUAAAUUUAGGCUAGUCAAAUUGAUAACUCGCGGCAGUAUCCAUUUUUGUGACGUUGAAAAAAAUAUUAUGUUGUUUGAA